AUGUUUGUUGACACCUUAGUGGAAGAGGCAGCCGACCCUGGAGCGUCGAUAUCAUAUGGUUUACCCUCCCUAAAGUUGUCCUCCUCUAGGCAUCAUCUUUCUGAACGCAAAUUUUCCCCUUCCUAUGAGCUUCAUCAGUCCACAUUGAAGCUCACUGGAUACCUCCAUCAUUUCAGAAAACUACACUCUGGCGUUCCAGAGCUGGUUACAUUUGAAGUUGGUGGAGUAGAAUUUACUGUCCAUCGGAAUAUCCUUGAAAAGGACCAACACUCACUCUUAUUUACGCUGGCUAGUCAGCAUUACCUUCAGAGUAAAACGAAUGAGCAGGACGUCUGUAGGGACGAGUACGGACGAUGCAAGAGGGGCAGAAAAAUUACUGGCGAUGUAGAUCGAAAUCCUAGGUGCGAUGGUGUCGGGGAUAAGAUUGUGAUUCCCGGGAAAGACCCCAUAAUUUUUGGCAUGAUUUUGAAUUUCUUGAGAGGGUACACCAAUGCGAUUCGGUCCCCGGCGUGGAAGGAAGCGUGCGAGGCAGACAUAGAGUACUAUGGAUUGUGGAAAUCCUGGAGUGCUCGCUACUCCCUUUCAUUGCAAUACAAGUUCAAUUUUCUGAUGACUGGGUCUCAAUUGUUUUCUGAUUUAGUGUGCGGGAUAGCAAGCCCGUACUUUUCUUCAGGAAUUCACGCUAUUACUUUUGCCAUCGCCCACUGCGACAGGGUAGGUGUUGGCGUGUCGAUGGAACUGGGCCUCAGCCUGCCGCAUGACAUCGUUCAGGAGGGCCAUGGGAAAGUUUUCUAUUGGAAUGAUGGGAAAAUUACAUCCAACUUAAUAGAAUCCAAAGUUGCAGACACUGGCUGCCCUUUUGGUUCCUCAACAGAAAUACAAAUUUACCUUGACUCGGAUGAGAACACCGUUCGUUGGGUUGUUAAUGGGGAUGACUGUGUCAGUAUGCAGCGCCUUCCAAAGGGGAAGUCAUUUGCUUUUUGUGCCGUAGCCGCGCGCAUAUCGCAGAUCGAUAUUUUGACUCACAGGAGUGUAAACUACCUGUAA
This is a messenger RNA of Phytomonas sp. EM1, 1047 nucleotides long. NCBI's taxonomy places the organism in Eukaryota, Euglenozoa, Kinetoplastea, Trypanosomatida, Trypanosomatidae. The record is from the annotation of a GenBank genome assembly.